This is a messenger RNA of Penicillium chermesinum, 804 nucleotides long. Its product is annotated as Ser/Thr protein phosphatase superfamily. The record is from RefSeq and is a predicted model, not a curated record. Gene Ontology annotation, molecular function: hydrolase activity. The transcript has a single exon. Lineage: Eukaryota; Fungi; Ascomycota; Eurotiomycetes; Eurotiales; Aspergillaceae. Bases 1 to 804 code for a protein of 267 amino acids.
AUGGCUGACCCUCGUUUCCAGAUUUUGUCAGACCUCCAUGUGGAAUCCCCUAAUGCAUACGAUAUCUUCCAUAUCGAACCCAAAGCUCCAUACUUGGUAUUGGCCGGCGACAUUGGUUACGUCAAAGACGAUGGCUUCUUCAACUUCCUCCGCAAACAACUGAAGACUUUCCGUCUUGUGCUCCUAGUUAUGGGAAACCAUGAACCAUACCACAGCACUUGGCCGGAAGCAAAGGCGCGAAUCAAACAAUUUCAAGUUGACCUAGUGUCUUGCAAAGAAAGCGAGACGCUUGGCCAGUUUAUUCUCCUCGAUAAAACACGCUAUGACAUAUCUCCCACCGUCAGCGUACUCGGGUGUACCCUGUUCUCCGAGGUGGCGCAAGAACAGGAAGAAAGCAUCAGCUUUGGUCUCAAUGAUUUUUAUCACAUCGGUGAUUGGUCUGUUGAGUCACAUCGAGAAUCGCACCGUGCUGACCUUGCCUGGCUCAACUACGAAAUUGAUUCCAUUUCGCGCCUUGAACCUGAGCGCAAGGUUGUCUUGUUUACUCAUUACUGCCCCUUGACCGUCAAAGACGUUGUUGAUCCAAAACACAAAAGCAGCAAAAUCUCCUCUGGUUUCAUGACUGAUCUGUCCAAUGAGCGUUGCUGGAAGUGUGGGGUUAUCAGUCUUUGGGCCUUUGGCCAUACGCAUUUCAAUUGUGACUUCCGAGACUCAGAGUAUGGGACAAGAGUGGUCUCGAACCAAAGAGGAUACUACUUUGCUCAAGCCACGGAUUUUGAUAGCACCAAAGUAGUUGGACUGUAG